Molecule: messenger RNA, 267 nt
Organism: Anopheles maculipalpis
Lineage: Eukaryota; Metazoa; Arthropoda; Insecta; Diptera; Culicidae
Exons: 2
Coding region: 1-267 (88 amino acids)
Source: RefSeq, a predicted model, not a curated record
AUGGGCUGCAGUGAAAUCAUGCGUAAUCUCGGUGACCUCGUAAUGAACAAUAAGCUGGUCACCUUCUUGAGUGUGGCCUUGUUCGCGUUCGUGAUCACUGUGAUAGCGCUAGCGGUGUCAAACAAUAAUAAUGCGAGUGAUUUGGACGAAUGCCGGGCAGAGUUGGCCAAAAUCCUAUCAUCGACGUCGGUUACACCAGCCACCACAACAACACCUACACCUACCGUGACAGUUUCAACAGAUGCUACAGAGCCUUCACCAGCUUAA